GGACAUCGCAAGAACAGAUAUAUAAAGCCCUAACAGACUGCUCGAUAUCCUUCUGAUCAGAACAUUCAACCAGCCUACAAGACUGUACACUUCUUCAUUCUACACAAACCUUCUCACAAGCAUAUUACUUCCCAAUCCCUACAAUCCAACCAGCAUCAUGCCUCCCAAACGCAAGGUCAAGUCCGACAACGACAGCGCCUCAGACAGCGCAGCCAAAAAACAACGCACCGCAGGCCCCAAAGCCCCCAAAUCCAAGGCCCACAAGACCCGCGCAACCACCAAAGUCUCCGCCGCCGACAAAAAGCUGCAAGCCCACCUGGCGACCAUCCAAACCGAGCUCGACAACUGGGCGCGCGACCACGCCGUGGAGUCCCUCCCCGGCGACAAAGAGUUUCCUCUGGACGCCCGCGAUGCCCUCCUCCGCGCGCUAGGCGAGUACUGCACCAAGGCCGAUGACGGCUGGAAGGCGCUCGUGGACAGCCUGCCCCCGGGGUCAGUGGAGAAGCUGCCCCAGGCGCUGGCGGUGGUCGUGCUGGCGAAAGACGUGUUCAAGAAUGUGGUGCAGAAUCCACUGGCUCUGGCGGAGGGGACGAUCCUUGAGGGGAGAAGGGUCACAUGGGAGAAGACACGUUUGGAGAAUGAAUUAUACGCCCACAUCAUGCGCAAAGCCCUCGCCCCAUACGCCAUCUCAAAAGCCGGCGCCGCCGCCGCGAGCGCCAACCUCUGGGAAUCCGCCAUGGAGCGACUGUCGCCGCUGUGCAACGACUCGUCCCCGCUGCGCCACCUGCUCAAGCCAGCCAAGAAAGACAAGGAAGAGGCGCGGUUUGAGGAGCUGAAGGUCGCGUACGAAGAGGCAGGCGCGGUGAGCUUCGCGCUGUGGAACAAGGACAACGAGACCCAUACUCGGUUCCGGACGGAGGUGGUCGGCGACGAGGAUGAUGGUGAUGAUAAGAAGAUGCCGUUUGUGACGCAGCCGGCGGUGAUUCGGGUCGCUGAUGUGAAGGGUAAGGCGGCUGGGGAGGUGAUUUCUUGGGCGCAGGGAUUGAAGGCGGAGGCGGAUGGUGGGGAGGAGGAGGCUUAGUUUCUCUUUCUCUCUCGCUCUCUUUUGUUUUCUAUUCCUUUCUUUGUUUGUCUUUUUUGCCGGUUGGUGUUGCCAUUGCUGUUUCUGUUGCUGUUUGUAUACUGUUCUAUUGCGCUGUGUCAGGUGUAUGGAUCGGUUUUUGUUAGCAUGUCUUUGUUACAGUAGACCAGUUGUGAGUGAUAUAUAGAGUCAAAUAUUCAUUUUGAAAAACUUAC
Molecule: messenger RNA, 1296 nt
Organism: Aspergillus campestris IBT 28561
Lineage: Eukaryota; Fungi; Ascomycota; Eurotiomycetes; Eurotiales; Aspergillaceae
Exons: 3
Coding region: 158-1081 (307 amino acids)
Source: RefSeq, a predicted model, not a curated record